AGAGGAGGGGUGCAGGGGGGGGGGCAUUGACUGAGAAGGAGAGUGAGCGAAGAGAAAGAGAGCUUCAUGGACCAUGUCACAGUUUCAGUCUUCUCCAUAUCUUCUCGUCCACGAUGCACUUUAGGAUUGCAAUAAGAUGCGUGUGUGUUUGCAGAUAAUCGGCUUCCUCUUCGCCGCAAACUUUUACCUCCAGCCGCUCCAAGCUCAGGAUCCCUCCUGUUGCCACCAUGCUGCUGAGUUCUCCCCUUGUAAAGAAGCUUGUGAUCAGCUCGCCACUAUAAAGAGUGAGUCUCGUUUGAAACAUCUCCUGCAGAGGUUGCCAAGUUACUGUCCAGAGUCAAUGAAUGAGCUCUGGGUUUGCAUCAACUCUACACUUCCAGGAGUAUCAAGGAAGUCAGACAGCUGGGUAGGGCUGGGUUGCUGUGAGCUCGCUAUCUCAUCUGAGUGCCGCAGGGAAUGCAGACAGGCAUCAUCCAAAAAUGACCUAACUAAAGUAUGCAAAAAAGUCACAGAGAAUCCUCUACACAGCUGUAUCACCAAAAAUGAAAUGGGCUCCACAUGUUGCAGCUAUGCGGGGCGUCACACCACAUGUAGGGAAUACUGUCAGGCCAUCUUCAGGACGGACUCAACCCCCACCGUGUCUCAAAUCAAUGCCGUCAAAGAGUACUGUCAAAGCCACAGUGCUCAGCUGCUCGGCUGCGUCAGCAAUUUCACCAAGUCCUACCCCAUUCGAAGCCCUAUAGACAGUCUGUACUGCUGCGACCGAGCAGAGGCUCCCCACUGCCAAGUGGCUUGCCGGCGGAUCCUCCAUACCUUGAGCACAGAGAAUGAGAUCAUGGAGGGCUUGAUUGACGAGUGCGAUUCUCAGCCUCUCCCCCAAGAUCCCAUGUGGCAGUGCUUUCUGGGAAGUGCCCAUCCCCCAUCCCCGACUGAAAAAGAAGUCCCACAUCCUGCCAAAAUGGACUGUGCCAAACUGCACUGUUGCUCCAAAGCCAACACCUCACUCUGCAGGGACAUGUGUCAAGAAAUUAGCACCAAUUGGGGCAGCCAGACAUGGCAAGACUUUGACCAGCUGUGUGAGUACAACCCAGGGGAGACGGAGCUGAUCAACUGCCUGGCCGAUGUCAGAGAACCCUGCCAGUUAGGCUGCAAGGAUCUCUCCUAUUGCACCAACUUCAACAAUAGGCCGACAGAGCUGUUUCGCAGCUGUAACAUGCAGUCAGACCAGGGAGCUAUGAACGAUAUCAAGCUGUGGUCCAAUGGAACAAUCAAGAUGCCUUUUAUGAACAUUCCCGUGCUAGACAUCAGGAAGUGUCUGCCGGAUAUGUGGAAGGCGGUUGCUUGCUCUCUGCAGAUCAAACCCUGUCAUAGCAAGUCCAGAGGGAGCGUCAUAUGCAAGUCCGAUUGUGUGGAAAUCCUGACCCAGUGUGGGGACAGAAAACGUUUCCACGAGGGACAAACCCCUGAGAGGAUAUGUGAACUUCUGUCGCCCAUCGAUGACCCUGAACGCUGCAUUCCCCUCCGCAGAUACCUCACCCCGAGUUCUCUGGGAAACAGCGUCGUCGAAGAGGUCAUCCAUCCAUGCAACCCUAACCCUUGCCCGAGCAACCACUUAUGUCAGGUCAACAGGAAGGGUUGCCUUGAUGACCUCAACUGUCAACCAUUUCUUUGCGUGCCAGGAUGCAAACUCGGCGAAGCUUCAGACUUUCUCGUGCAGCAGGACGCUCGCUUGCAAGUGCCGACCCGCAACGGUCCGGCCGGAUGUUAUGAGGUCUGCACUUGUGGUACCAGCGGGCGCCUGGAGAACUGCGUAGAGAUGCCUUGUGUGGACACCAACAAGGCUUGCAUUGUCGGAGGACAGAAGAUGAAUCACGGCGUAUCUUAUAGGCUAGACUGUGACACCUGCUACUGCUUUGCUGGCCACCCCAUCUGCUCUGACAGAGAAUGUCUCAACAUUGAAAGCUCAGAUGACGACCGUCUACAUUAUACUGGUCUUCCAUGCAACUGUCCAGACCACUUCGUCCCAGUGUGCGCUAGCAACGGCCGCACGUAUCCAAGUGCCUGUGUGGCUCGCUGUAUGGGUUUCACGGACGGUCAGUUUGUGUAUGGCCAGUGCCGUUUCACUAAUCCCUGCGCCAGUAAACCCUGCCAGCGAAACCAGAGGUGCAUCCCGAAAUAUCAAGUUUGCCUGAGCGACUUGUCGGACUGCCCGCAAUACGAAUGCGUCGGCCGGCAGUUGGCCUGUGACAAGAACAGCGUGGAGCCUGUCUGCGAUACUGACGGUGUCAUUCAUGCCAGUCUGUGUCAGCUACAGCAAGCUGGGAAAACUCUUGCCUAUAUGGGCCAUUGUCAGGACUCCUGCAAGAGCCAGGAACAAGUUUGCGGCCACAACGGCAAGACCUAUAAUACGGUGUGUGAGGCCUACUCAGACCGGGUGGCUCUGGACUAUAAGGGACAUUGUCAAGCCGUGGGGGUCGCGUCUGGCACGGCAGCUGAGUCUGCCUGCAGUCUUAUUUCCUGUCCACGUCUAUCACCUCCGGGCUGCCAGCCUGUCACACCCCCAGGAGCCUGCUGCCCAAUCUGUGCCAGUAUGCUGCAGGUCCUCUGGAAUAAAGAACAAAUGAACACAUUCUCUAAGCUAAAUAAGAACCAGCCAGUGUCAGUGCACGACGUCCUUCAAAUCCUACGACUUCACGUGUCCGUCCCACAGUGUGAUGUCUUUGGCUACCUCAGUAUUUAUCACGAGCUUGUGAUCCUCAUUGCUCCUGUGGAUCAGUCUCCAACGCCUCUGCAGAUUGAAGCCUGCAGUAAAGAAGCCGAGAAGAUCGAUUCCCUUAUCAACUACGCUAGUCCAACACUCGUCUCCCACGUUCCCCUCUCUGCUCUCGUUGCCUCUGAGACCAAAACAUCUUCCGUCAAUUCCUCAGGGGAAGCUCGGUUUUCGCCUCUGAACCCCGUCCUGUGCUUUUUCUUGAGUCUCCUUAUGGCCUUGAGUCCCCAACUGCUGUAAAUACUCCCUUCCCUCCUGUUAUAAUUUGCCAUCUUUGCAGAAGGAAGCCACGGCGGCACCUUCGGACAAUCACAGUAAUUGACUCGGCAGCGUGUAAAACAAUCAAGGUGGAAAAGCUAUUAAUUUGAAAAGCUUUGUACAUACAGUAUUAUGAGUGGCUCACUUUAUUUCCCUACACUAUGGUGUGAAUAGGUGAGCUUGUGAUUACAAUGUUCGUAAAGUCAUGCCAAAGAAUUAUGUUCAAAUGUGUGGAGGAGAUUUGUUGGCUCUGUCUAAUAGAAAAGUAGUGCUUUGACGCGGACUUUGUGUGUGCAUGUUUAUGAAGCCUCUGGCUUCGAAUGAUCAGUGUUAAAUCCCAGCAGCAAGCUCUUCUCUGACAUUAAUUUGGUCAGACUUGUAUUAGCCAUUCGGGUCUAUGUAAGCUUUUUUGCGGGUGUACUCUUUAAUGCUCAUACACACGUUAGACUGUUUGUUGUUGUGCCAGCAAUCAAUCAAAAUGUGCAUUGAUUAGCAUUUGAAUCCUUUAGCAGUUCACCAUAGUUUCACAAAAUAUUUACUACAUCUUUUUUCUUGUAAAUUGGACCACAGUGGCAUCACUCCAACUUUGCACGUUCCUUCGAUCACGUAAAGUUUCAGGUUUCAAUUUUGAUGUAUUCAGUAUUAGAUUUCGACUUUUCGAAUUUUCUUUGGGGCUAUGAAGGUUUGCGACAUACAUGACACUAAUGGACUAUGGGAUAAAAGAAAAAAGUAUGAUGUCGUCCUUAUGUCCUAGGCAAAUCUGAUUUGGAAUUACAGAUGACAUAAUACAGUCUGAUUUCCUGUUGAAUUAUAUUUUCUCUAUUUUGUCCUUAAGAUUAUAAGGUGGGAUCUUUCCUGAUGCCCCCCUUUCUUUUUUUGUACAAGGCCAGUCGCUCUUAAGUUUCAAGUAUUAAAAGGGAAUUCACCUAUUUACAGUAUAAAGUCGAAGCCAUCUAAUAACAAGACAAUCAGCUUCUUGCUACCUAUACUCCUCUUGGGGUAGAGAAGACUUGCACUGUAUGCCUUGCAUAAUAGUGUCUUAUGAAGUAUUAUCACUAAUGCAAUAUCUUUUUUUUUUUUUUUGUUAAGAAAGUUCUCUAUAUUUGAUAAGUAUCUGAAAAUGUUUUAAAUAUCGAUCAUGUGUGCCGUGUUUUAAAAUAAAUAGAUGUUAUUUUUGUGCAUGAUGAUGGUAAGGAAGUGAUUUUUCAUUUCUUUGUGUUGUCUUUAUUUGUAUUAUCUAACUACCUGUACAGCACGCACGUCCCAGACUUUACCAGUAUUACUGUGCGAUGCGGAUUAGUUCAGGGUACAAAGGAGAAUUAGAGUCACAAUGAGGAGAAGAAAGUAAAAUGAUUGUUAAAACAAAAUAAAAUGUAUGAGAAGAAAGCUAGGAGAAUUUUGUCAUAUUUUAAAAUAAGGUUGUAAACUUAUGGGAAUAAAACCAUAAUUUUUUACUUUAAUCUUUUAAUAUUAAGAUUUGAAACAUUAUUUUGACUUUAAUGUUUAAAUAUUUCCAAUUAAUUCUCACAGUUGUAUAAAUGAUUUUCUUAUAUAUUCUUUCAUAACAGGGAAAUCUCACCUGACUCGUACAUGUAUUAUUGUAUGUAUGUAUGUAUGUAUGUAUCUGUCUAUUAUUUUAUUUUAAUGUCGUGUGUUAUAACUGAAUGUUUUUGUUUGUUCAUGUCAAUAUUGAUUCCUUUAAAAAUAUAAUGUUUGUAUAUGCAUUGAUUCCCCCUACAACAAAGGGAUGGAUCUAAAAGUCUUUCCGCAUUUGACGUGACUUUUCAAGAUUGAAAGACUAAAAAUGUUGCAAAUAAGAUGUGAAGACUGAAAUGGAUAUAAUGUGGCAGAACAGCAUGGCUCUGUCUUAAAUUGAAAACAAAAUAAAGAUGAGGAAAAAUUGA
Messenger RNA from Syngnathus typhle (broad-nosed pipefish), 4932 nucleotides. RefSeq names its product reversion-inducing-cysteine-rich protein with kazal motifs (gene reck). Gene Ontology annotation, biological process: blood vessel maturation; sprouting angiogenesis; extracellular matrix organization. The transcript has 21 exons. Bases 137 to 3010 code for a protein of 957 amino acids. NCBI's taxonomy places the organism in Eukaryota, Metazoa, Chordata, Actinopteri, Syngnathiformes, Syngnathidae. Gene Ontology annotation, cellular component: plasma membrane. Gene Ontology annotation, molecular function: protein binding; metalloendopeptidase inhibitor activity. The record is from RefSeq and is a predicted model, not a curated record.